UGCUAAACUCCGACGAGGCCAUGAAAUAGCACCCACCCACGCACAAGUGGUGCAAUGCAGGGAUGCCUCAGCGCCAUCUCGACAGACGUGAGUGCCCCUUCAUCUCGAGAAGGCUCGUCGUCCUCCCUGCCUCCCCUCGCGUCGCCCGUUCCUCCCCUCUCACUUGCGCGAUUCCAUGAGGACAACAAGCUGCCGCCGCCGUGGCCGUCAGUAGACCCACCGGCUGAAUAUCUGUCGCAGCUGUCGAGGGCUCUCAAAAGCCUGAGAGAGGGACAGCGAAAGGAGAUCACCAAGCGCAGGCAGUCAUCCCAGCUCGUGCCGACACUCCCGCCGUGCCAUCCAGACCCCUCUCGGGGCACCGUCCCGACCCUUCCACCACCGUCUGCCAUUCUGCCCCUGCCGCCCCAUCGGAGCACCAACUGCGCCAAGCCCACAAAGCGGCGAGAAGACAACGGCGGCAGCAGAGAGGCGAUGGGGCGUCAUGCAAAGGUGCCACGUCUUGAUGCGCCCCAGAAGCAGCGUGCUGGCCCUUCCACUGGUCGUCCCGAGUCCCCAUCGGUUUUCUACGACCAGUCGGUUCGUGCGUGGAUCGUGCCUGCAGCGGAGAAGGGCGGUGGCGAGCGCGCGUUCAGUGUGGAUGUGUACGGGUCGGACGCGCGGCGACUGGCGUGUAUGGAGUUGCGAGAACAGCAGGACAAGAAGCGCGCGGAAGAGAGUGCUGUGGUGAGCCGUGACGAUGACGCUGCGCCGUCUGGCGAGGCGCAGGAUGGGGUUGAAGGGGAGGGGAAGGAGAGUGCAGUGCCGACGAUGCACACCAGCCGGAAGCAUCGCUUGCCGCCUCAAUUCAUUAGUGGUAUGGCACAAGAUGACCAAUUGGCUGGAUGGACCUCCCACGGCUGUCUGUCUGUCUGCUUUGCCGUGUGACGUGACGCUACAGGUGUGCCUGGCGUGCUGUGGCAUUCGAGACAAAGAUACUGGUAGGCGUGACGCACAUGGCCACAUACGACACGUAUGCCCUGGUGGUGACCUCGCUUGAUGCGUGCUCUUCAGGUUCGCGCAGUGGCGUGAGGGCGGGAAACAGAAGGCCAAAUUCUUCCCCACGUGGCGUUAUGGCUUCGAAGGGGCCAAACAAGGUAAGCAGCAGCGAGACAACCGCUUCUCUGCUCACUGAUGUGUGUGUGACAUCCAUCAGAGGCCGUCAAGUUUCGGCGAGCGAUCGACCGGGCGAAGCUGCAGAAGCGCCUCAAGAUUGCUGAGGGUGAGGAAGGCACGUCCACAAUGGACCAGUCGCUGACGGAGAUCGCCAACUCGAUCGUGGCGUCCACCCCACCAGCAUCGCCUGUGCACGAUGGAAAGAGGGAUGGGGGCGACAGUCGUGAGGAGACGGAGGCGGCACUGAUGCUGGUGGAGCUGGUGAGGGACAUGAGGAGGGAGAAGGCAGUAUCGGGGGAGGGCAACAGUGGCUGAGGGAUGAGAGUCAGCGUUUGGGUUGGUUGGUUGGGUGUACAUAUAUCCAUCAUGAUAUGAUGUAUAUAUACGUGUGCACAUGUCCACACGUGAGUGCAUGUGAUAUGUGCGUACAGUACAGUACUGUCGUGUGUUACACAUGAGGAGGAAAUGUCUUGGUAUCUCUGAUAUCUAUGUCUCUGUCUUGCGCCCUGGUUGCUGUCUGUCUGUCUGUCUGUCUGCACAAGAGGGAGGGAUGUACACACCUGUGUCAGUCGAUCAAUGUAUACACGUGUACAGUCCCAUUUUCUGUGGUUUCUUUGCUGUCGCCCUAUUUGACCGACCGGUGUGCACGUACACUCAUUGCUCUCGGCGUGCUCAUCUAUUUCCUACACACAGAGGUGAGAGGAGGAAUAUUUUGAUCGACAGAUAUUAUACUACCGGUGCAAGGAAUUUUAGGCUUCCCUUUUGUGAGCUGGUUUCAUUCAUUCAUCAUCACGUGACAGCCCUUUUUGCCUCUGGCUGUGCGUCAGUGGACGGACGGACGGACAGGAUGGGUGCGUGCG
This is a messenger RNA of Vitrella brassicaformis, 2012 nucleotides long. Lineage: Eukaryota; Vitrellaceae. The record is from the annotation of a GenBank genome assembly.